This is a messenger RNA of Mastomys coucha (southern multimammate mouse), 1082 nucleotides long. RefSeq names its product olfactory receptor 4C15-like. Gene Ontology annotation, cellular component: membrane. The coding region runs from base 78 to 1049 and encodes 323 amino acids. The record is from RefSeq and is a predicted model, not a curated record. The transcript has a single exon. Lineage: Eukaryota; Metazoa; Chordata; Mammalia; Rodentia; Muridae. Gene Ontology annotation, biological process: G protein-coupled receptor signaling pathway. Gene Ontology annotation, molecular function: olfactory receptor activity; G protein-coupled receptor activity.
AAUAAACAAGGACCAUCCUCUACAUGAUAAUUAUAUGAACUUGAAUGGGUAUUCUUAUCUCUUAAUUGCAGAUUUACAUGAACAGAUUUUACUUUAACAUUUUCAUGAAGAUAAUGCAAAACCAUAGCUUUGUCACUGAGUUCAUUCUCCUUGGACUUUCACAGAACCCAAAUGUUGAGAACAUAUUGUGUGUUGUAUUUUUGUUUAUUUACCUUGCAACUGUUGGGGGUAAUAUGAUAAUUGUGGUGACCAUCAUCUACAGCCCUUCGCUGCUGGGCUCCCCCAUGUACUUCUUCUUGAUAUUCCUGUCCUUACUUGAUGCAUGCACUUCUUCUACUGUCACACCCAAGAUGAUUGUAGACCUCUUCUAUGAGAGGAAGACCAUCUCCUUUGAAUGUUGCAUGACACAACUGUUUGCUAUUCACUUUUUCACUGGGAUAGAGGUGAUUAUCUUGUCAGCUAUGGCCUAUGACCGCUAUGUGGCCAUUUGCAAACCCCUUCACUACUCCACCAUUAUGACCAAGAGACUCUGUGGCAUUUUGGUGAUGGUAUCUUGGACAGGAGGAUUCUUACAUUCUCUCAUACAAAUUAUCUUCACUUUGCAGCUGCCCUUUUGUGGCCCCAAUGUCAUUGAUCAUUACCUGUGUGACUUGUUCCCAUUACUGAAGCUUGCCUGCACUGACACACACAUAUUCGUCAUUUUGGUGUUUUCUAACAGUGGGUCUAUCAGCAUCAUAAUCUUCUCUAUUUUGCUUGUCUCCUAUGGUGUCAUCUUGUUCUCUCUGAGAGCCCACAGCUCUGAAGGAAGACGUAAAGCUCUCUCCACCUGUGGAUCCCACAUUACAGUAGUUCUUUUGUUCUUUGUCCCAUGCUUUUUAAUAUAUGCACGACCUCCUUCAGCCUUCUCGUCUGAAAAAAAUGCAUUUGUAUUUGCCACCAUCAUAACACCACUUCUGAAUCCUAUGGUGUACACUUUCAGGAAUAAAGAAAUGAAGAAUGCCAUUAGGAAAGUGUGGAAGAGACUGAUAGUGGUUUCUUAUAACUAUUAACAUAUUACACUUACAAUGCUGGGAAAUUAGAUC